Molecule: messenger RNA, 11113 nt
Organism: Rhineura floridana
Lineage: Eukaryota; Metazoa; Chordata; Lepidosauria; Squamata; Rhineuridae
Gene: TNR
Product: tenascin R
Exons: 22
Coding region: 243-4322 (1359 amino acids)
Molecular function (GO): protein binding
Source: RefSeq, a predicted model, not a curated record
GAGUGAGGGCAAAGCAAAGUGUUGUUGCCCUCAGUGAUGUCACCAUAUAGCUAUGUCUGAUUAGCUAUGUGGUGCUGUGAUAUCAACAUGCAGGCUAUGUGUUCCUUGAUAAUCUGAAAUCAGCAGAAUGGUUUUGUUAUUAUUCCAAAGCAACUUCUGGGGUGUGUGAACAGAGAUAAACAGGUUCUGCUAGAGCUUUACUUUCUAAGGUUGGCAUAGAAGAGUCCUGUCCUUUAAAAAAAAUGGGGGCUGAUGGUGAAAACGUAGUUCUAAGGAAUAUUCUGGUUGGUCUCAGCUUAAUGCUGCUGGGAUCCAUCUUCAGACCUUUUGAGUGCCGCUUAGAAGUGAUGACAGAGAGAGUCAAAAGACAGGUGGCUGAUGAGGAAGGUGGCUUUACCAACAGCACAUCACCUAUCAAAGAUCAGCCCAUGGUCUUCAGCCAUAUAUACAACAUUAAUGUGCCUCUGGACAGCCUCUGUGCAACAUCCCUAGAGGCUUCAUCUGACCCAGAGUUGAGUUCAGAAGAUGACCGGAUGAUGGAAUACACCGAACAGACCUCAGACAGUGAGAGCCAGGUCACCUUCACCCACAGGAUAAACCUCCCCAAACAGACUUGCAAGUGUGCCGCCUAUUCCCGGGACAUACAGGAGCUGCUGAGCAGGAUUGAGAUGCUGGAGAGGGAGGUGUCCAUGCUUCGGGACCAAUGCAACUCCAAUUGCUGUCAAGAAAAUGCAGCCACAGGGCAGGUGGAUUACAUCCCCCACUGCAGUGGUCAUGGCAACUUUAGCCUCGAAUCCUGUGGCUGUAUCUGCAAUGAAGGCUGGGCUGGAAAAAACUGCUCAGAGCCCCUCUGCCCUAUGGGCUGCUCAAGCCGAGGUGUGUGUGUGGAUGGGCAGUGCAUUUGUGACAGUGAUUAUAGUGGGGAGGAUUGUUCAGAGGCCCGCUGUCCAACUGACUGCAGCUCCCGAGGGCUCUGCGUGGACGGAGAAUGCAUCUGUGAAGAGGGUUUUGCUGGAGAAGACUGCAGCGAGCUAAGAUGUCCUGAGGACUGCUCAGGGAAGGGAACAUGCGCCAAUGGGACCUGCAUCUGUCAGGAAGGCUAUGUGGGGGAAGACUGUGGGCAGCUGAGGUGCCUCAAUGCCUGCAGUGGGCGUGGAUUCUGCCAGGAGGGCCUGUGCUCUUGCGAGGAAGGAUACCAGGGGCGAGACUGCUCAGCAGUUGCUCCACCUGAGAAUCUGCGAGUGGCUGUGAUCAGCGACAGAUCAAUUGAUCUGGAAUGGGAUGGGCCAAUGGCUGUGACCGAAUAUGUGAUCUCCUACCAGCCAGCAGUGCCUGGAGGUCUGCAGCUCCAGCAACGGGUGCCUGGCGACUGGAGCAGUGUCUCCAUCAAGGAGCUGGAGCCAGGCUUGACAUACAACAUCAGCAUCUAUGCUGUCAUCAGUGAUGUGCUCAGUGUUCCUGUCAGUGUUAAGGUAGCCACCCAGCUCUCUACUCCACAAGGGCUGCAGUUCAAAACCAUCACAGAGACCACCGUUGAGAUGCAGUGGGAGCCCUUCUCCUUCUUGUUUGAUGGCUGGGAGAUCAGCUUUAUCCCUAAGGACAAUGAAGGAGGUGUAAUUGCACAGCUCCCUAGCAGAGUGACAACCUUCAAUCAGACAGGCCUGAAACCAGGUGAGGAGUACACAGUCAAUGUUGUAGCCCUCAGGGAACAAGCCCGGAGUCCACCCACCUCAGCCAGUGUCUCAACCUUAAUUGAUGGGCCAACCCAGAUAUUGGUGCGCGAUGUCUCAGACACAGUGGCCUUUGUUGAAUGGACUUCACCUCGGGCUAAAGUGGACCACAUUCUGCUGAAAUAUGGCCUAGAGAAUGGGGAAGGGGGAAAGACCACCUUCCGGCUACAGCCUCCCCUGAGCCAAUACUCCAUGCAGGCCUUACGCCCUGGCUCACGGUAUGAAGUCUCCAUCACUGCUGUCCGUGGGACCAAUGAAAGUGAUGCUGCGGUCACCCAUUUUAUAACAGAAAUUGAUGCUCCCAAGAACUUGCGUGUGCUGUCUCGGACAUCUGACCGCCUGGAACUUGAGUGGGACAACAGUGAGGCAGAAGUGGAGAAUUUCAAGGUAGUAUAUAGCACUCUGGCUGGAGAGCAAUACCAUGAAGUUCUGGUGCCACAGAGUGCAGGUGCAACAACCAAGACCACCCUCACGGAUUUGGUACCAGGAACAGAAUAUGGAGUUGGGAUUUCAGCUGUUAUGGAGGGCAAGCAAAGUGUUCCAGCUACCAUGAAUGCAAGGACGGAGCUCGACAGCCCUCAUGACCUCAUAGUGACAGCUUCCACAGAGACAUCCAUCUCUGUGUCCUGGACCAAAGCCAAGGGCCCUAUUGAUCACUACCGGGUCAUCUUCGUUCCCGCUUCAGGAAUGGCAUCUGAGGUUACAGUUGCCAAAGAGAAGUCUGAGCUUAUACUGUCAGACUUGGAACCCGGGACUGAAUACACUAUCUCUGUCGUUGCUGAGCGAGGCCGUCAGCAGAGCCUUGAGAUCACAGUGGAUGCCUUUACAGGGUUCCGACCAAUCACGCAGCUUCACUUUUCUCAUGUGACUUCCUCCAGCGUGAACAUCACUUGGAGUGACCCCUCCCCUCCAGCAGAUAGGCUGAUACUGAACUACAGCCCCAAGGACAAAGAGGAAAGGAAGGAAGUGAUACUGGACCCUACCAAAAGACAUGCUGCCUUGUUUGGCCUGCAGCCAUCCACAGAGUACAUUGUGUCCUUAGUGGCUGUGCAUGGCCCUGUCAGCUCUGAGCCCAUCAUGGGCUCCAUCACAACAGGGAUUGAUCCACCGGGAAACCUGACCAUUGACAGUGUGACUGAAAAUUCUGUGACAGUCCACUGGGACCCUCCUAUUGCAUUUUUUGACCACUAUAGGAUCGCCUACAAAUCUGCCCAAGUCCAUACAGGACAAGUAGACAGCGUAGUGAUUGCCAAAAGUGUUACUGAAUACACCGUCAGCCACCUGCAGCCUGCCACCAAGUAUGAAAUCAGCUUGAAGAGUGUACGGGGCAGAGAGGAAAGUGAGCCUCUCUCACACAUCAUGUAUACAGCUAUGGAUAAUCCAGAGAGUUUGACUGCCACAAACAUUACCCCAACAGAGACACUGCUGAAGUGGGACCCACCUGUUGCUGAAGUUGAGAACUAUGUCAUUGUGCUCACACAUGACACAGUUGCAGGAGAGACCAUUUUAGUGGACGGGACUAACCAAGAGUAUCAGCUUAUCAGUUUGCUCCCCAGUACCAGCUAUGGGGUCACCAUGUAUGCCACCAACGGGCCUGUCACCAGCAGAACCAUCUUCACCAACUUUACUACUCUUUUGGAUCCUCCAUCAAAUCUGACAGCAAGUGAAGUGACUCGGCGAAGUGCACUACUUUCAUGGCUGCCUCCUAUGUCUGAGAUUGAGAACUACAUCAUGACAUACCGGUCACUUGAUGGAAGCCGCAAGGAGUUGAUUGUGGAUGCAGAAGACACCUGGAUCCGCCUAGAAGGGCUUUCAGAAAACACUGAGUACACAGUGCGCCUGCAAGCAGCCCAGGAUGCCGUGCGGAGUGGGUUUACCUCCACCAUCUUCACUACAGGAGGCCGUGUGUUUAUGAAUCCUCAAGACUGUGCCCAGCAUUUGAUGAAUGGUGACAUGAUGAACGGCGUUUACACCAUCUCUCUUAACGGGGAUCUCAGCCAGAGAGUGCAAGUGUACUGUGAUAUGAUCACUGAUGGAGGCAGAUGGAUUGUGUUCCAAAGACGGCAGAAUGGAUUGACAGAUUUUUUUCGGAAGUGGGCAGAUUAUCGUAUUGGCUUUGGAAACUUAGAGGAUGAGUUCUGGCUGGGUCUAGAUAAUAUGCACAAGAUCACAUCACAGGGACGCUAUGAACUGCGGAUAGAUAUGAGAAAUGGCCAGGAAACAGCCUAUGCCUAUUAUGACAAGUUCUCCAUUGGAGAUGCCAGGAGCCUGUACAAGCUCCGGAUAGGGGACUACAAUGGCACUGCUGGAGAUUCACUCACAUAUCAUCAAGGGCGUCCAUUUUCCACCAAAGACAGAGACAAUGAUGUUGCUGUUACAAACUGUGCCAUGUCAUACAAAGGGGCCUGGUGGUAUAAGAACUGCCACAGGACCAACCUCAAUGGGAAAUAUGGCGAGUCCCGACACAGCCAGGGUAUAAAUUGGUACCACUGGAAAGGACAUGAGUUCUCCAUACCCUUUGUGGAAAUGAAGAUGCGGCCCUACAGCCAUCGCAACACCUUAGGGAGGAAACGGCGGUCUGAGCAGCUGUGAAGUGACGGGAAUCCCUCUAGACAAGCAGUCCUUUUCUGUCAUUUGUUUGUAUUUUAUAAUCUGAAAAGCAAAGAACAAAAUUAAUCCUGAGGUAGCAGCCUGCUCCAUACUGAGUGGCUGAGGGAAGCCAUGAUGCCUCCUGAGGGCUGGCUCACUUUGGUAAGAGAACAACCUUGAUGCUUUGCUGUCAUUCCCAGUGACUUACUGAAUUCCUGCCCAGCCACACCUCCAUAAAAGAAGAGUUUUGUUUUUUAGUCCCUCUUGAACCGAUAGAAAAUGGUUUUAUUUAAGAUUUUCUUCUUAACCCAGGUUCUACUGUAGGUGGGGUGCUUCCUUUCACAUGCCAGCCUGCUCUACCCGAGGGUACCAAGGCAGGCUCCCAGAGCUUUUGUGCUCAUUGCUGCUGCUGCAUGAUCUAAGCAAUAUUUUCACAAUGAUGCCUGCUGAGUCAGCAUAUGCCCAUCAGCUGAGAAGAUUCCAAAAUCUGGAAAAUUAUUUAAUCCACUUACAGAAGUCACAUAACUCUGUUCCUUUAAAGAGCUGAAAUUUGGCUACCCCUUACACAUGGCAGGCAAGGACACUCUAUUCUUCUUCCUAGUGUUUUUUUGGUAAAAAAAAUGAGGUGCCAGUACCCAUAAUUGAUAUAAGUGUCAUGGGUGCCAGCACAAAAUGGCUGUUAUGGGCAGCUAAAAAAGAGGCAUACCAUUUACUGUCACCAAAAAACCCCUGUUUGCAGCCCAACACAAACUGUUUUUCAUGAGGAUUUUUUUUUUAACUGCAAAUGGUGCAGAAAUGUGGAGAACUGAAUUUUAGAUUGAAAAAUGAGAAACAGAGGAUUGAAACUGACAGAACUUUCCAUCCCUAACCAUUUUACAGGCAUUCCAAAACAAAUUUUGCACAGACAGGUCACAAGUACAUUUACGUGCUUUAAACUCUACUUUUGAAAGCAGAGCUUAAGGGAGAAGCAAAGAGGGAUUUUAAAGGGUCCCUGUCCCUUCUCCUCAACAGUCUAUUUGUGAAAAUACUUCAAAGUACAGCCUCCUCCUUAUGAAGUAAAGCUCUAUGGCAGCUGCUGCCAGUUGUUUAGAUGCACAGCAUGUCACAAAACUAUAAGGAGGCCCAGCAGAGGAACCUUUUAAGUUAACACAAAUACACCAAAACCUGAGCCUCUUAUUUUGAGGUGAGGGGGUAAGGGGGCAGAUGAACACACCUGGGCAUGAAACAUUUUAGUAGUACAGAAGCAAGGCGCUUAAUGUCUGACUAGCCCCCCAUAAAUUUUCUUGGUAUGGUUUAUCUUUGAUUGUCUGAGCAUAACCUUUGGAGGGUCAAACUGGAUCUCCCAACAUUCCAGUUGUUUUGUUUUGCUUUUUCUUAAAUGAAAUGUAGCCAUGGUGGGUGGGGGUCCACCAGUUUUUCUAGAGCAAUGAUUGGGAUGCUUAUGUGAUGACUUUCCCUUCAUGCUCUUUUCCCAAGCUGUUGCUUGCCCUAUAUUGGUCUGCCCCUUCAAACUGUAAUCUCAGUAAUGGCACUUUGUAAGACAAAAAAAGUUAUAAAAAGAAUAACAACUGUACUUAAGGUGUACAGUACGGCCCCGCUUUAUGGCGCUUUGUUCAUGCGGCGGUUUUCAAUUAGGGAAAGGCUAAUUUCUCUUACAGCGCUUGUUCCGCUAAUAUGGUGGGUUUUUUCCAUCGCACACCAUUUUGACAUCAUUUUUGUGCGACGCGGCCCAUUAUAGUCUAUGGGGCCCCACUUUAUGGCGAUUUCCGCUUUACGGCAGGGGCCUGGUCCCUAACCCGCCAUAUUAGCGGGGCUGUACUGUAGUUGUGCCCUUUCUAAGAUGAUAAACCUACAUCUGGGCUAUCCCACUUCAAUCUACAAGCAUGUUUUGGGGGGAAGGGUUCACACAAUUAAAUGCCCUCCUGCAUUCAAAAGUUUACACAUAGAAAACUAGCUUAUCAGGAAAAAGGGUGUGCUAAGACCCCUACCUUGACAUCUAGUUUUCUACGUGGUGGGAACUUUUGGAAUCACAUUUAAUUGUAUGAGCAUCACCUGCAGUCUGAGGUGGAACAGCCAAGCUACAGGUUUUGCCACCUGCAUUAAGAACUAGGCCUCAGUUGGACGAGUGCAACAGGUUCACCCAAUCCAUUAGAAGCACUAGAGAUUAUUGUGUUCACAUUUGUUUAGAGCUCUACUGGCCCACAAAAAUCCUAGCUAGAUUUUUUUCCUCUGGCUGGCCAGUCUUUUCAAACUGAAAAAUCCCAUGUCUAUAAUGCCUUCUCUGAGCUGGCUCUUCCACACUGCACAUAACAUGAAUGACCCCAUAAUUCCAUAACCCCCACAAAACAUUGGGUAAAUCACUACAGAAUGACAUCCUCUAAACACACACAGACUUGUUCCAACUUGACAGUGGUUUGUUUUAAAAGUCAUAUUUUCACUGUGGACUGCCAUCAGUUUGGGUAGUGAAUUUUUUUAUUAAAAUUGAGCAGAAUUAUAUGUGUGAUAUUUAGAAAUCAAAGAACAGCAUUUAUCUUUUUUUAAAAACUGCUUCCACAGGACCCCCCCCCCCAAAAAAAAUCAACUAUGAAGAGACUGGAGGACGACGAUUGAAUAUUUUCCUAUAUUCUCUAAUUCAGUAAUGAGUUUCUCUUGAGUGUUUAGCAACAGUGUAACAGUAAUUAAGACUAACACUGGUCAUUUACACACACACACACUUAAAGGAAUGUUUAAAUUCUGAUGUAGAACAGUGCAGAACUACCACCUUGUGGUGAGAACAAGCAAAUACUGUGAACAGAAUCAAGGUAGACAGGGUCUUCCUUCUGCUUUUGUUCGGCUUAAGUGUUCUAUGUCGUAGCAUAGUGUCUCACUAUGGGUGAGUGCCUGAGAACGCCCCAUCGUGAAAGGUGAGCCCUUCUUACGCACUGCACAGAAAUCCUUCAAUACAAUCUACAGUGGGAACAUGGCAACUGCUCCCUACUUAAGACAUAAAGAUGCAGAAAAAACAGCCCCACUUGCAGAGAGUUAUAAAAUACUGGUGGCCAAGCCACAACGGGGGGAAAAAUGAACCCUCCACCCUGCAGAUUCUGGACUGAAGUGGGAUACAGUAAUCCUAGGAGCAGUGGUGGCCCAAAGGAGGGGCAAGCGACCCACCAACAAGGAGAUUGGCCAGCCACCUUACUAUUUCACCCAUCUAGAAAUAUACUUUGCCCCUUCUGUGCCGCCCCAUUUUCUUCUGGUGUCUGUGCCCCCCACCAGAUUUUUUUUCAGGUGCCAUUGCUGCCUUAUUUAAUAUAGUUAUAUCCUGCCCUUCUGUUUUGCUGAUAGGGCACUCAGAGCAGCAGACAUGAAUCAAAAUCCUAUACAAUAACCAUGAAAUAGCAUAUUAAAACAAUGCAAGUUUUUUUAAAAAAAAGAAUAAGAAGGCCUGGCCCUUCUCACAACAGCAAAUGCCUGCUCAGUCAUUUUUGCUGAUAUUUUCCCUAUCUGGGCUCCAAAAGCAUGAGUAAACCUCAGGGGAAAACAGCUGGGAGGGGCAUUUUCAUGGAAGAAUCAUCAGGUGUCAAGGGGUUAAACAUCCCACCCACCCUCCAAUCAUCCCCUUGCUGUGCCCACUCAUGCACUGUCAUUAUCUCAGCAAAUGCAGGUUUGGGAAACUGUGAGAUAACAUUUAGAUCUGCCCACAGAUGAGAAUGUGUGUACCAUACAGUCUAAGGAAUUGGUGGGAGAAGAUGGCUACCUGAAAAAGAUGAAUCCAGUUACAAUCAUGAGCACAAUUGUGGGCUCAGAGUCUUUGACCAACAACAAAACCAGCUAUUCUUACUUUAUCCAACAGGAUUCCACUUAAAUAGCAUCAUCUACUUCAAUGUUCAGUUGGUGAGUGAGCUUUUUCAUGGGUUGUGUUGAUUGUUAUUACAUGGCAUUCUAUAGAACAGUAAGUAGUGAAUUAUCAGUGCACCGUCCCCUUAAGUAUAAUCCAUCCCCUCCCUUCUCUCUUCCUCUUGAGGAACUCUACUGCAGGCCUGUAUCUUUUGAGCCCAGCCAGGGAGUGAUAUAUAAACUUAUUUAAUAGACCUCCAGAUGUCCUUUUUAUUGUGCAUUCAUGAUUAUUUGUGCUCAUGAUGCUAUGGGGGAAGUCACACAGGAUCAAUACAGUUUGUGCCUGCAAAAGUUUUGGGGUGGUCACACUGCUUCUCUUCCAGUCAGUGCAUAUCCCUAACUUUAUACCACAAAUGUUCUGGUUUAGUUUUGUUCUGCUUUUGUUGUCUUAUAGCCACUCCAGACACCAAUAAUGUGGCAGCACUAGGGAAGCAUUGCAGAACAAACUAAAGCAGAAAUAAAACCAUCACUAUAUAUAGUUAUUGUGUCAAGAAUACCACUGUGUCCAUAACACAGAUUUAAAGUGGUGUAACAAUCAAUCUUUCUUCCUAGGGAACCUUGGGAAUUGUAGUUUGUAGAGAGUGAGAGAAGGUGGCUGCUAGCAAUUCUCAGCCCCCUAGGGAAUCCUAGGAAACUACAUUUCCCAGGAUUCCCUAGGAAAAACCCUGGCAGUUAAAAUGGUAUAAAAGUGCUUUAGGUUGCAGAAUACAUCCUCAAUAAGACAGCAGGCUGGAGGGGGGCCUGGUUCAAUCGACUAGAUUUAGCAGACUGAACUCAGAAAGCAGAAAGAAUUCAAACUUAAUUUGUUAAUCAAGUAGAACAUUGUAUAGCAAAUUACCUUAGACAUCCAUGCCGUGUAAUGUGGCCGUUCUCUUGUUUCCUGUAGUAGUGGUGGUCAACAACUGCAAAUUGGUUAUCAGUUCAGUUUUUCUACCUAACAGUCAUUCUCCCCAGAACAAUAAUCGCUUGCAAGAGUAGAGAACUGGUGAUGAUCCUAAAGGCUGCUACUUGUUCAAAGCAAGCAGAAAGCAGUCUCCUUUAUUGUAGUGGAAUCUAUCCAGACUGACUCAGUCAGACGCUAUUAGUGAGGUCUCCAUUUUUCCCUUGUGCCUCUAAACACAACAAACACACACUCAUAAUUGAAUCUCUACUUGCCAUGAAAACGUCAUUCAUUUCAACUGUCUAUUCCUUGUGAAGACUGGGGUGGUGUUCACACAUAAACAGAAAAUCUUGUAGUACCCUAAAGGUUAGAAUUCAAAGGUCCAUGUGCAUCUUUGAGAGCGUAUGGGAAGGUGUGCUGGUUUCCUCACAGCAGCUUCCCAUGCCUUAAGGAGUCCUCAGCUGGAAGGGGAGGAAGCUCCCACACACAGAAAGUAAAUUGGCCAUAUCUCUUUGGAUCUUAAAUUAACAUUAGAGUUGUAUGCAUGUUUACAUAGAAGUAAGUCCCACUGUGUCCAAUUUAGCUCAAUUCCUAAUAAGUGUGUUUAGGAUUGAAGCCUGAGAAAUGUAUUGCAACACAUAAACUAGGCUCUUGUUCAUGUGCGCUGCUGCCACAAUAAGCAGCCAAGACUUUAAGAUGCUACUCCUGCUUGUGACUUACGGAAUUUUCCUCACAAAAUGAGAACAAUAAAAUGGCACCCCCACCCCCCCUCCAAAAAUCUCACAUCCUGAGGGGAAAUAUUGUACAGUUCAAAACUUUGCAGAACAUUUUGAGAUCAGCCAGGGACCAUCCACUAAUUACAUCAUGUAGAUUAGUUACCUCUUUAAGAUGAAAGUUUACCCAGCCACCCCUCCUUGGUAUACUGUACAGUAUGUCCAAAUCAGAAUAGUCCAGGCAUAGAAAAGGUGGGUUUUUAACACACUCUAAAUACAUGUUUAUGUGUGCUGUGGAGGAGUAUAUAUAGACAGUGUGACUAUUAUAGAUGGUCCUGCAAUGAGCUCCAUGUGGGCAGCAGUACUGCACACUGCUUGUCAGUCCACAUUUGAAACAAUUUCCAAGGUUAUUUUCAGUUUGCAAUACAGCACAGGGAGCUCCUCCUGUUAGAAAAGUUAACAGCUCCAUGGCAUGGACUGAAAGCCCAUCCUGGAUUGUCUAGCCCAUGACUACACAGCCAAGGAAUGGUAAUUAUUCUGCAUUAAUAAAUUCAAAGUGAGAGGCAAUUUAGUUUCUGGACCCUCACUGUUGGCACAGUAUUAAACUAUUUUCUACAUCUCUCAACUUCGUGAAAGGCAGAAUGGGAUAAACAUUGUUAAAACAGGAGUUAACAUUUCCAGGUGGAAAGGAAACCUCUGUGAUAAACCACUGUGAUGCUGGACUUUAUUGGGAAUUCUGAAAACAGCACACCCCCUUCCUGUUUAUUAUGUCCCUGAUCGGGGUAUUUCCACUCCUUGUCUUGUCCAGGGAUAUAACUAGGUGCUCUGUUGAUUAUCUUCACUAACCCUUCAAUCCAUAGUGCCUACGGCACUCCAGUAAUACUGCCUAAAGGCUGGUGAAUGCUACAUUAGUUCAGACAUUGCUGUCUAAGCAAGAGAAGAUGGGUGGGAUGGGAGGAAGCUGUGAAAAAUGAGACCAGAUCCUGCUGAGAAGAUUAAACUGCAUAAAAUUCCUAAACUUUGGCAAGUGUCACGGUUGCUUUUUCAGGGCAUGACGACUCAAAAAGAUUUUGAAAACUCUAACCCCUCCUUUGUAUAUGCAUUAUGCUGGAACUGUGAUUAUUAUUUAAUAGAAGAAACAAACGAGGUGACAGCUCCAUCAGAGAGACUCUGAUGAACUAAAUAUUACCAGUGAAACAGAAUGAGAGAGAGACAGAACAAGCAACUGCCCUCCCAAUGAUCCCGUAAUGGAAUACGCUUGUUAACCAUUGUUAACUAGUAUUUUUAGUCCUGAUUGCUCUUAUGCUCUGUAUAGUUCCUUUUUU